This is a messenger RNA of Hibiscus syriacus, 1135 nucleotides long. Its product is annotated as E3 ubiquitin-protein ligase CSU1-like. Bases 128 to 1039 code for a protein of 303 amino acids. Gene Ontology annotation, cellular component: nucleus. The transcript has 2 exons. Lineage: Eukaryota; Viridiplantae; Streptophyta; Magnoliopsida; Malvales; Malvaceae. Gene Ontology annotation, molecular function: ubiquitin protein ligase activity. The record is from RefSeq and is a predicted model, not a curated record.
UCUUUUAAAUCCGAUCUGAUUUCUGAAUUUCUCAGCUCUCGUAAUUUCUACUUAUUUUUCUCUACCAAAUUACAGUUGAAUUCAAUUAGGGUUAGGGUUUUGCCCAUCCAAUUCAGAUUAACCCAAAAUGCCACAAAGACACUCGAAGAACAACAACGAUUUAGCCUUCUUCACGUACGAUGAGAAGAGGAAGCUAGGGUACGGGACUCAAAAGGAGAGAUUGGGGAAAGACUCGAUCAAGCCUUUCGAUGCUUGCUGUCUUUGCUUGAAGCCUUUCAUCGAUCCCAUGUCUUGCCAAAAAGGUCAUGUAUUUUGCAAAGAAUGCAUUCUUGAAUGCCUUUUAGCCCAGAAAAAGGACAUCCAAAGGAAACUUGCUGCCCAUGCUGCUCAGCAGAAACAAGAGAAGGAAGAGGAGGAGGAGAGGUUAAUGUUGGAGAAAGCACGAGAGCUUGAUGCAUUUGAUCAGCAAAACCAUGGCGCCUUACCCCAAUACAAUGACAAAAACCAUAGCAGAGACAAGAAUGGGUUCCAUGGGGCGAACAGUGUGAAGGCCACUUCUUUUGAAGAGGAAGCACUCCGUACGAUGAAAGCUUUUUGGCUUCCCUCUGCCACUCCAGAAGCACCACCUAAAGUCGAUGCUCCUUCCACCAGUACAAUCUGUCCAGAGGGAAAAGAAAAACUCAAGCUGAAGACCCUUUUCCCUAUCCACUUCACUGAAGAUGAAAGUGAAAAAAAGAAAUCUGAUCUUGAUAAAACUUAUAUUUGUCCAAGCUGCAAGGUCACUCUGACUAACACAUUAUCACUGGUAGCCCUUAGCUCCUGUGGGCAUGUCUUUUGCAAGAAAUGCGCUGACAGGUUCGUGGCCAUCGACAAAGUUUGUUUGGUCUGUGACAAGCCAUGCAAAGAGAGGAAUUUGAUUACCUUAGCAAAAGGUGGGACUGGCUUUGCUGGCCAUGGGGAUCAUCUUGAAGCCACUGAUUUCAAGCAUUUGGGAAGUGGUAGUGGCUUGGGGCUUGUGAGACCUGCAGCUAAGACAUAAGUUCCUUUUUUUCCCCCUACUGGUUUGGCUUGUGCCAAAGAAAAGUGAAACAAGCUUCAUCUUGCUUUAUGCAUGUUGAAUUCAUUAUCUUUAACA